Molecule: messenger RNA, 1811 nt
Organism: Columba livia (rock pigeon)
Lineage: Eukaryota; Metazoa; Chordata; Aves; Columbiformes; Columbidae
Product: olfactory receptor 52K2
Exons: 2
Coding region: 234-1247 (337 amino acids)
Biological process (GO): G protein-coupled receptor signaling pathway
Cellular component (GO): plasma membrane
Molecular function (GO): G protein-coupled receptor activity; olfactory receptor activity
Source: RefSeq, a predicted model, not a curated record
AGAGCAGCCAGGGGCAUUCCUGGUGGCAGCAGGGCUGGCAGCGUCGCUCCUGCUGGGGCGGGAGAGGCAGGUAUGGCUGCUCAUUGAGCUGGAUGAACCUGCAGCAGCAAGCCAGGGUCUGCUUUUGCUGCUGGGUGUAGGAUCUGAGGCUGGAUGGACCUGUGAUGUGAGCCAGGGGAUGGCUGUCCUUUUGCACCUGGGCUCUCCUCGCUCAGGCUCCUGCAGUGACCAGCAUGUCCAGCUCGUUUCCCACCAACACCUCACUGUUGGAGCUGCACCUGAUGGGCAUCCCAGGGCUGCAGUACCUGCACCUCUGGAUCUCCAUCCCCUUCUGCAUCAUGUACCUCGUCACACUGGUCGGGAACUGCACGAUCCUGUAUGUAAUAAAGGCUGAUCCCAGCCUGCAUCUGCCCAUGUUCCUCUUCCUCUCCAUGCUGGCUGUCAUUGACCUGGUGAUGUCCACCUCCAUCACCCCCAAGAUGCUGGGCAUCUUCUGGUUUCACUCCACCACUAUCAGCCUGGGUGCCUGUCUUACCCAGAUGUACUUUGUUCACGCUUUCUCUGCAAUGGAGUCAGGGGUGCUGGUGGCAAUGGCCUUUGACCGCUACAUGGCCAUUUGUCACCCACUGCAGUAUCUGUCCAUCCUGACCAGUCCCGUUGUGGUUGUCAUUGGCUUGGCCACCUUGCUCAGGGCUGUAGUUUUCAUGACCCCUCUCACCUUCCAGAUUCGCUGCCUUCCCCUGUGCGGCCCGGCCAUCGUGGGCCACUCGUACUGCGAGCACAUGGCCGUGCUCAGACUGUCCUGCGAGGACGCUGCCUUCAGCAGCACCUACAGCCUCUCCAUCUCCACCUGCGUGGUCAGCUUCGACUCACUGCUCAUCGCCAUCUCAUAUGUGCUCAUCCUCCGGGCCGUGCUCGGCCUCUCCUCCCCACAGGCCCGCAAGAAGGCCUUUGGUACCUGCGUCUCACACUUCUGCAUCAUGGCCCUCUACUACAUCCCUGGGCUGCUCUCCAUGUACAUGGAGAGAUACCACCAGGAGCUCCCACCCCACAUUCAGGUCCUGCUGGCUGAUCUCUACCUACUCAUCCCACCAGCAUUCAACCCCCUGAUCUAUGGCAUCAGGACAAAGCAGAUUCGUGAUGGAGCACACAGGGUGAUCUCCCGGAGGAGACCCAUGGCAGGAGGGAUUGGGUCUGGCCUUCAGGGACCAAGGCUAGGGCUCAUGAAGACAAAGUCCAUUCCCUAAGAUAGCCAAAUCUUGUGCUGGAAUUUGGUGUGGCUCUCAGUGUAUGUUCAGAGCUGCAGGUGCCCCAGGAAAUGUUGGCACCCACUGAAUCCAGGUCAGCACCAAGGGCUUCGGCUGGUUGUUCUGCCCAUCCCUAGUGUGAGGCAGUGGCGUUGGCACAGCAUCUCUGGCUGAUCCAGCUCCCUCAGAUCUCCCAACAAAAAUACCUUUGCAGCCACGACCUGGACUUGUUCUGACAAAAUGACCUACUGCAGCUGAACCACGGAAAACAGCUGUUUCAUCAACACAUCAUUCUGUGUGCAGCAGAGCUGUGCCAAGAGGUGUAAGGGACAUGGGGUCUCAGGACCACAGGGUAACUCUGACUGCAAGGGACCUCAAGAGGUCUCUAGUCCAACCUCCUGCCCAAAGCAGGGUCACCUACGAGCCCAGACCAGGUCGCUACUUCCUGAGGAGUGGCUGCAUGUGGCCUGCUGAUGGGAAGCAGAGAAUGAAGCUUGUGCUUUGCUUUGCUUCCCCACACAGUCUUUGAUUUUGCUUUAUUAAACUGCCUCUAUCCUGACCCAU